This is a messenger RNA of Lactuca virosa, 723 nucleotides long. The record is from the annotation of a GenBank genome assembly. Lineage: Eukaryota; Viridiplantae; Streptophyta; Magnoliopsida; Asterales; Asteraceae.
GGUUUCAAAUGGAACACGGGAUUACACCCGUGCUUUCUCCCUCGCGCAUCUUAAACCCUAAACCUAAUGUAUCAUUCUCCAGCCGCCAUUUCUCCUCCUCUCACUAUUCCGAUCCGACAAGGAUGCCGCCUGCUGCCCACCGACGAGCGCCACCGCACCUUGCUGCCGGAGAUACGCUGUGCAACCGAAGAACCGUCAAUGACGUCGAGAACCGCCGGAAUAUCGCUGGCGACCGUUGGAGGCUGCGUUGUCGUCGUGUGAGGGUCGGGAUUCGCCGGAACCGCAUGCUUGAUGAUCUGUCAGCCAGCAGCCCGGGAUUUAUUCGCGGGACUUCAGUAGUGCGAGUACAUUCUGGACUUCGGUCCGAUGCAGUGGGCGGGGCCCAAGUUAUUCUGAACUUCGAUCCGAUGCCGGGCGGGGCCCGAUGCAGUGGGCGGGGCCCAAGUUAUUCCGGACUUCGGUCCGAUGCCGGGCGGGGCCCGAUGCAGUGGGCGGGGCCCAAGUUACUCCGGACUUCGGUCCGAUGCCGGGUGGGGCCCGAUGCAGUGGGCAAGGCCCAGUAUGUGCUAUUGUAUGGUACUCAGUUUUCAAGAGAGGAGCUCGAGAAGAUUGCAGUGCUCACACCAUUUGUUCAGCCUAGGAUGUUUAUACUCUGAUAUACUUGACAGUUGUUAUAAUAUUUUGAGAUACAUUGUUUAUGAUUUUUAUGCGAUAUAUGAUGAC